Molecule: messenger RNA, 3065 nt
Organism: Penaeus vannamei (Pacific white shrimp)
Lineage: Eukaryota; Metazoa; Arthropoda; Malacostraca; Decapoda; Penaeidae
Source: RefSeq, a predicted model, not a curated record
UUCCGCGGCUGAAUUUCGGAAACGCCAGUCGUCUUUUGCGAACGUAACGACAGCACUUCGACCGUUCGUGUUUGCUAACGAUUGGCGUUUAGAGUCGUGCGUUUCUCCAGUGCAUGGCUGUAGCUUCGGGUCUUUGAGGAAGGGCGCCUCCAUGCCUGAGGGGGGGAAGUGACCAUACGCAACAGGUACCAAAAGCUACCAGUCGACUCUGGAACGUCAGAGAGGAAGCACGUACAGGAAUGUGUUAAAGUUUGGUAUCAGUGACUGUGAAACGUUAUUACUUCAUUAUUUCUUUUUAUUUGUAUUUUUGUUCGCUUCGUCGUAUAUUCGGAAAGAGUGAUUAUUUUUUUAAGACAUGUUUUAAGAAGGAACAGAUUUUCCCACUGUGAAAUUCUUGUCACUUCAAUAAUCGACGAUGGCUGACAAUCCCACAUUCGAAAUCGAAGAGGGCGCCACACUCCCGCAGAAGGAGAACGGCGCCACACUCCCGCAGAAGGAGAACGGCGUCAUCCAGCCCCAGUUGGACGCCGAGGCUCCUCCUCCUCCUCCUUCGCCGUCUCCUGAAGAAGAGGCAAAGGAUGCUUUGACGUCAGAGCUGCUCUACACUGUGGAUGAUGUUCCUCCCUGGUAUAUGUGCAUCUUCCUUGGCUUGCAGCAUUACCUGACGAUGGUCGGCGCCACCAUCACCAUCCCCUUCCUCCUGACGCCGCUCAUGUGCAUCGACGACAACGACCCGGCGAGAGGCAAGCUGGUCUCCACCAUCAUCUUCGUCUCGGGCAUCGUGACCCUCCUGCAGGCCACCUUCGGGGUCAGGCUCCCCAUCAUCCAGGGGGGCACCUUCAGCUUCCUGGUCCCCACCAUCGCCAUCCUCACCACCACUUUCGAGGCCUGCCGGGACCUCCCCCUCGCCACCAUGACGGAGGAGGAGCGGGAGGAGGUUUGGCAACAGCGCAUGAGGGAAAUCCAGGGUGCCAUCGCUGUGUCGGCGAUUUUCCAGGUGCUCGUCGGGUUCACAGGCAUCAUUGGCAUUCUGCUGACGUGGAUCACGCCGCUGGCCAUCGCCCCGACAGUCGCCCUCGUCGGCCUGUCGCUGUUCGAGGUGGCCGCCGACAAGGCCUCGCUGCACUGGGGCGUCUCCUUCAUGACGAUGGCGCUGCUUAUCCUCUUCUCGCAGUACCUGAGGAACGUGGGGGUCCCUGUUCCCACGUACAGCAAGGACAAGGGGGUUUCUUUCUCGUCCGUGUACAUCUUUAAGCUCUUCCCUGUCCUGCUCGCCAUCCUGAUCUCGUGGGGCUUCUGUGGCAUCCUGACGGCCAGCGGCGCCUUGUCGGAGAACAACAAGGCACGGACGGACCUCACCACGGACCUGCUCGACAACUCUCCCUGGUUUAGGGUCCCUUAUCCCGGCCAGUGGGGGACGCCCACGGUGUCCGUGGCGGGCGUGUUCGGAAUGCUGGCCGGCGUCCUCGCGUCCAUGAUCGAGAGCGUCGGGGAUUACUACGCAUGCGCGAGGCUGGCAGGGGCGCCGCCGCCGCCAACCCACGCCGUCAACCGCGGCAUCGGCAUCGAGGGCAUCGGGUGCAUCCUGGCCGGCGUGUGGGGCACGGGCAACGGCACCACCUCCUACUCCGAGAACAUCGGGGCCAUCGGAGUCACCAAGGUGGGCAGCCGGCGCGUGGUCCAGUACGGCGCCGUCAUCAUGAUCGUCGUGGGAAUGCUGGGCAAGUUCUGCGCCCUCUUCGUCACCAUCCCGGAGCCUGUGGUGGGCGGCGUCUUCUGCGUCAUGUUCGCCAUGAUCUCGGCUGUCGGACUCUCCUCGCUGCAGUUCGUCGACCUCAACUCCUCCAGGAACCUCUUCGUCCUCGGAUUCUCGCUCUUCUUCGGCCUCGCGCUGCCCAAGUGGAUCGAGAGCAACCCGGGUGUCAUCAAAACGGGGGACGCCAUCGCAGACCAGCUCCUGACGGUGCUCCUGCAGACGUCCAUGUUCGUCGGGGGUUUCCUCGGCUUCCUCCUGGACAACACUGUUCCCGGCACCCCGAGGGAGCGCGGCCUCCUGCAGUGGCGAGCGGCGAAGGCGAGCGGCGACGCGGACGCUGUGUCGCACACCUACGACUUCCCCUUCGGAAUGGCCGCCGUCAGGAAAACCAAAUGGCUGAAGUACGUCCCCGUCUCUCCAACAUUCACCGGCUUCUUGAGAAAACGUUCCUCGUAGCGCGGGAUUCCAAGCGCCUUUAUCUUCCCUUUAUCAGUUAUCGCUUUCGAUGGUGAUCAAUUUAAUUACGUCAGUGCCUUUUGCCGGAUUCGUGGCGAAGCGUUACUGGUUUUACAGGGCUUCAAGUGCCUUAUCCUUAAUCUUACUAGGAGAUACGUUAUCUUCAGUAAGCAUUCAUACACCGGUGUUUGUGAUUUAUGUAGGGGUGACUUCGGCAGAUCCGUUUAAAGACUAGUAUUACUUUUCUUAAUUACUUUUCUUAUGCUGCAGGUUGUUCAUUUCAUUGCGGUUUUGUUGCGCAGCCACAUACGCAGGUCGUUUUAUCAAAUAGUUCCUUAUAGACAUUAUGGAUGGGGUUAAUCUGUAUAUCACCAGACUUAUUUCAUUAGAGAAUUUUUGAACAAAUAUCUGUUCUUAUGUCCAAGAUCUAAGAAGCCCUCAUCUUUUUAAAAUACUUCUCCCUUUCUUCUCCAUCCCCUCCUGAUCCUCUUUCUCGUUUUAUUCUCCGUCUUUUCUUCUUUUUGCUUUUCCUCUUUUCUCCUUCCUCCUUUCGUCUCCUUUUCGCCUUCUUUCUCUUACCUUCCUCCUCUUCCAUUUUACCUCCUUCUUUACUUCCUCUUCCUCCUCCUCUUACCCCUCAUCUCCAUAUUUUGAACAAAUAUCAGGUCUUAUGUAUAAGAAAAGACAGAUUAUGCACAAAUAAGCAUAUCAUCAUUCAUGUUCACGUGUCAUGUUUUUUUAUGACAAGAUUUAUUGUGAUUAAAAAAAUAAUUUUAAUGCAUUUCAACUGUUGUGUGGUUGUCUCAAAACCCUGUUUCUAUUGAAGGAAGAUCUCUAUAUAUAAUAUAUAUAU